Messenger RNA from Cooperia oncophora, 441 nucleotides. The record is from the annotation of a GenBank genome assembly. Lineage: Eukaryota; Metazoa; Nematoda; Chromadorea; Rhabditida; Trichostrongylidae.
AUGCUGAUUCCUAGCAAAAAUAGAAAAGCCAUCUAUGAGUACCUCUUCAACGAGGGAGUGGCCGUCGCUAAGAAAGAUUUCAAUCUUAAACAACACCCAAAUAUUCCCGGAGUGACCAAUCUUGAAAGCUUGGCUUCCCGUGAACUUGUUAAGGAGCAGUUCGCAUGGCGACAUUACUAUUGGUACCUGACCGAUGAGGGUAUCGCUCAUUUGAGAGAGGUCUUGAAUCUGCCGGCUGAAAUUGUUCCCUCGACCGUUAAGAGCAAGCCAAGGGACAUCCGCGCACCCACUGACAUCCGCGAACGCAUUCCUCGCGCAGUUCCUGGAAAAGAGGGAGAUCGUGAUGCGUACAGAGUCGCUGAGAAGGUCACUGAAGCCGGACCAGGAUCUGCUAUGCCUUACCGCGCUGGAUUCGGAAGAGGAGCUCCACCGCCGCAGUAA